Rhododendron vialii is the source of this 5693-nucleotide messenger RNA. RefSeq names its product zinc finger CCCH domain-containing protein 19. Gene Ontology annotation, molecular function: DNA binding; metal ion binding; protein binding. The record is from RefSeq and is a predicted model, not a curated record. The transcript has 10 exons. Bases 214 to 5499 code for a protein of 1761 amino acids. Lineage: Eukaryota; Viridiplantae; Streptophyta; Magnoliopsida; Ericales; Ericaceae.
CUAUUAACACCAAAGCCCUCUCCUCCUCCUUCUCUCUCUCUCUCUCUCUCUCUCUUUCCCUCUCUCUCUCUCUCUCUCUCUCCUUGUACGUGUUACGCUUUACGAUUACGAUAACGACAAUCAACUCACUCACUCGUACACAAACACAUAUCGAAAUAGUAUUUAUUAUAUGUAAUCCACACAACCUAGGGUUAGGGUUUUGAAUUCGAUCGAAUGGAAGACGAGGAGGAACCUAAGAACGUUCCCGACUCAUCAUCGUCUCCUCAACGAGACAUUGGUUUAACUAUCCAAGAUAAACAGUUACACACCGUAGAAGUAGACGACGGCGACGCCGUUACCAACACCGAACAAUGCGAGUCCGUUGCCGCGUCGGGCGAUUCCCAACUGCUCGUCUCCAGCACGUCGGUUGAGGCCCAAAACGACGACGCGGCAGCGGAGAAGCACGAUUUGCCCUUAGUUGUUGUUUCCACGUCGCCGCUUAAGGAAACGGAGACCUCUGACGUGGUUGUUUCUGAUUCUGGGUUGGAUGAUGAUAAAGAGAUUGAAGUGGGGGUUGAGGAGACGGAGAUUCCUACUGAUUGUUAUUCGCGACUCGACAGCGAAGCAGUGGAGGCGGAGGUAGAGGUUUCGACAGCGUGCGGCGAAAGGGAGAGUAAGUGUGAGGUGGAGGGCGUAGAUGAAUUGCAGCUAGGUAGUGUUAAUUGUCCGAAUGAGAACGAAGUGGCGGCAGGUGAGAUUCCACCGGUGGGCAGUGGAAUGGACUGGGAAAAUGAAAACCUGGUUGAGACCGAGUUUGUAGGUGAAGUAGAAAGCAGUGUGGGGGCACUUGUGUCUGAGUUAGAUGAUUCGCAGGUGGUUGGGGUGGAGGGCGGGGUGUCAAAGUCGGAGCCGGGGUUGGAUGAUGUUAAGUCGACGAAUGUGGAUGGUGUGGAGGUUGGGGGAGGCAAGAGUCUGCAUGGUGGUAGUGAAAUGGAGUUGGGAAAUGAGGUUGAGACGAAGGGAUUAGGAGGUGGAGUGGGGGACUUUGUUUCUGAAUUCGAAGAUUCGCAGCUUCUUGGGGUAGAAGGUGGUGUAUCGAAGUGUGAACCCGGGUUGGAUGAGUCGGAGCUAGCUGAUGUUAAGUCACCCAUCUCAGGUGAAGUGGUGGUGGAUGGGAGUUUGCAGGGGGGCAAUAAAAUAGAGUUGGAAAACGAGGUUGAGAUGAAGGAAUUAGGAGGUGGAGUGGGGGAGUUUGUUUCCGAAUUAGAUGAUUCGCAGGUGCUGGGUGUAGGGUUGGCUGUUGCUGCCAAAGAGGAUGAAGAUAAGGAAGCCGUUAUGAAGGGAGAGAGUGGGUUGGAAGACACGGAAAUGGAGAAGGAAUUGGAGGCUGAGGUGACCAAUGAGGGCAGAAGUACCUCUGUUCCACUAUUGGACAAUUCUCAAAGUGUUGAUGCGGAGGACAAUGAAGGGGCGGAGGCAGAGGAUGAGGCUCCAAUGGUGGAUACGGAGAUGGAGACUGAGACAGAAGUAGGAGAGACGCCAGAGGCAGAUAAAGGAGCUAGUGGUGGUGGGAAGCGGAAGAGAGGGAAGGUUACUAAAGUUCCAGCUAAACCUCCACCUAGGAAGAAGGUCAUCGGAGAAGAUGUUUGUUUCAUUUGCUUCGAUGGUGGAGACUUGGUGCUAUGCGACCGCAGGGGAUGCCCCAAGGCAUAUCACCCUUCUUGUGUUAAUCGGGACGAGGCCUUCUUUCGAGCUAAGGGUCGUUGGAAUUGUGGUUGGCAUCUUUGCAGUCACUGUGGGAAGAAUGCGCACUACAUGUGUUAUACCUGUACAUUUUCCUUGUGCAAGGCGUGCAUCAAGGAAUCUGUUUUCUUUUGUGUCAGAGCCAACAAGGGCUUUUGCGAGACUUGCAUGAAAACUGUGAUGUUGAUUGAGAAUAAUGAGCGGGCAGGCGAGGAGGAUCGUGUAAAUUUUGAUGAUAAGAGCAGCUGGGAGUAUCUUUUCAAGGAUUACUGGGAAGAUUUAAAAGCAAAAUUAUCUCUAUCUGCAGAUGAACUUGCUGAGGCUAAAAAUCCAUCGAAGGGGUCUGAUGUAUUGGCUGGUAAGCAGGAAUCUCCUGAGGAGGUAUUUGAUGCUACCAAGGAUCAAGGUUCUGGCUCAGAAAGUUCAGAGAACAUGGUGACGAGAAGAGCUAAAAGAAGGAAGGCCAAGAAAAAGUCGAAAUCCCUUACCAAGGAAGAGGAUUCGCCAAGUUCGAGGGUAGUCAUCGAUGCUGUAGGGGCUUCUAUACCCAGCAACACUGAAUGGGCAUCGAAAGAGCUUCUUGAGUUUGUUAUGCACAUGAAAAAUGGUGACAACUCUGUUUUAUCUCAGUUUGAUGUACAGGCCCUGCUGCUUGAGUAUAUAAAAAGAAACAAACUUCGUGAUCCUCGUAAGAAAAGUCAAAUCAUUUGCGACUCAAGGCUUGAAAAUCUAUUUGGAAAAGCUCGUGUGGGGCAUUUUGAAAUGUUAAAACUGCUAGAAUCUCAUUUUCUUGUAAAAGAAGAUUCUCAACCAGAUGACGUCCAAGGGAGUGUUGUGGAUAAUGUAGUUAACCACAUGGAGGCUGAUGGGACCACUGAUGCCCCCACAAAAGGAAGUAAAGAUAGGAGGCGUAAAAUGCGUAGGAAGGGUGAUUUAAGAGGACCCCAAUCGAAUCUUGGUGAUUAUGCAGCCAUUGAUAUCCACAACAUUAGUUUAAUUUACUUAAGGCGGAAGUUGGUGGAGGAUUUACUUGAAGAUAUUGAGAAAUUCAAUGAUAAGGUUUUUGGUACUUUUGUGAGAAUAAGGAUUUCUGGUAGCAAUCAAAAUCAAGACAUGUAUAGGCUAGUCCAAGUUGUAGGAACAAGGAAAGCAGCUGAGCCAUAUAAAGUUGGUAAAAAGACAACGGAUCUUGUGCUAGAAAUAUUAAAUUUAAACAAAACAGAGGUUGUAUCAAUUGACACAAUUUCAAACCAGGAGUUUACCGAGGAUGAAUGCAAGCGGUUACGGCAGAGUAUAAAAUGUGGUCUUAUAGAAAGGCUGACUGUGGGUGACAUUCUGGACAAGUCCAUGGAAAUCCAGGCAGCGAGGGUUAAUGAUUGGCUGGAAACAGAAACGGUGAGGCUUAGUCAUCUCCGUGAUCGAGCAAGUGAUAUGGGGCGUAAAAAGGAGCUAAGGGAGUGCGUAGAGAAACUGCAGCUUCUGAAAACACCUGAAGAGCGUAUGCGUAGGCUCGAGGAAGUUCCAAAAAUACAUGCAGACCCAAAAAUGGAUCCAAGUUAUGAGUCUGAAGAAGAGGAUUCUGAAAUGGAGGAUAACAAACAAGAAAAUUUCUCGAGGCCACAAGGGUCUGGCUUUAACAGGAUAGGAAGGGAACCAAUCUCUCCCCGCAGAGGAAAUUUUUCUCCAGUGGAUUCUGGGAGCAGUACAAGGACAAGUUCUGGCAAGAAUUGGGAAACAAACAGAAACGUCUCUAAUAAGGAUUUCCCUAUCAAAAGUGAAGAGGCUACCGCUGUGGGUGAGAUAAAGAAUGAAAAUGUAUGGAAUCAGGGGAGAGACAGAGAAGCGAACAUGGACAAGGUGCGCUUAGGUACCAAUUCUGAAACCAUCGGACGGGAUAGCCGUUCUUUUGCAAGAUCAGAAUCGUUUUCUGGUGCUGCUGCAUCAGAAACUUCGCAGCCAUCUCUAGCUGCUGCCGGGGUAGCAGAAACUGCUACUAAAAUCAACGAAAGCGAGAAAAUAUGGCAUUAUCAGGAUCCAGCUGGAAAAAUUCAAGGACCAUUUUCAUUAGUUCAGCUGCGUAAGUGGAAUAGUAAUGGAUACUUUCCCGUCGAUCUGAGAAUUUGGAGAACCACUGAAAAGCAAGACGAUUCUUUGCUUUUGAAAGAUGCGUUAGCUGGGAGGUUUUUUCAGAAGAAAGAGUUGCCACCGAUGGACAACAAUUCUACAGUGCCUCCUCAAACUGUGCAUAGUCCACGUCUCUCAUCCACACCUGCUGGGAUGCCUUAUGGAGCAUCUUUACACCAUAGAAAGGAAGUUGGUGUUCGGUCUCAACUGGAGCCAAGUUCUUCAAGUGGCUGGGCCACUCCUUCGGUUGAGGUCCCUAAAGGUUCUGCUGACAGGUUGGGUUCUGAUUACCGCAGAAAUGACUCAACAAACCUUCCGUCUCCCACUCCAAUGUCAAGUACUCCACGAUGGACUGGAGGACCCACACACUCUCCUUCUGUAGCUACAUCAGUCAGUAGUGGUCAGUUCGCUCAAAGUGGAAGCAAAGAGCACGCUGCAAUGGAAUCAUUAGGUGUUUCAACCCCUCUUUCAGUAUUGAGUUCUGGUAGGGAGUCUAUUAGGGGUUCUGAAAAUGAUUCUUCGAGUUCUCUUCUGGUUCCUAGAUCUGAGCAGCAGGGUAUUUAUGUAGGCACCACAACUGCUCUACCUGCUUCUCAAACAAUUUUGACCAGUGAAUCUCAUGGGAUACAACCUUCUGUUGAAACUCAACAAUGGGGAGCUGGUUCGGUCCAAACACAAGAAAUGGUUGCCGCACCUCAUCAAAAUGCAGGGACUGAAACUACUCAAACCUGGGGUGGCGCUGCAGCUCAGAAUUCCGAACCUAAUCCUUCACUUCCAGCUUAUGGUCAAUGGGGUGGUGUUCCAUCUACUAUCCAGAAUCCUACUGGAAACUUCUCCACUCAAGUUUUCCCAGCUUUUCCUCAACCUGAUCCUUGGAGGCCUCCAGUAGUUGCGAAUAAUCAACCUAACAUCCAGCCUGCAGCUCCACCCAAUGUACCUUGGGGCAUGGGUGUGGCCCAAAAUAAUGCUUUUCCCCCUGUGCAAAAUAAUGUAAAUACUGUCUGGGUUCCGAUGCCUGGAAAUCCAAACAUGGGUUGGGUAGGACCCGCACCUGGAGCUACAAAUAUGAAUUGGGGGGCCCCUGUUCAAGGGACUAUUAAUCCAGGAUGGGUUGCAACCCCUGGAAAUCCUGGAGCUAUGGUUCAAGGUAUUCCGCCGGGUAAUGUAAACCCAGGCUGGGCUCCGCAAACAGGUAAUCCAGGAUCUGGUAUCCCACAAGUAGGUAAUCCGGGAUCUGGUAUUCAACCAGCAAAUGGAAAUCUUGGCUGGGUUGCACCGACUGGGAAUACAGGAUACAAUGUUCAAGGACAGGCACCGGGAAAUGUGAAUACUGUUUGGGGCACCCCAAAUGGAAAUCCAGGAACCACUACUGUUCAAGGGCCAGCAGCACCUGGAAAUUCAAAUCCAGGGUGGGGCUCAUCGGCUCCUGGGAAUUCCGGGAUGCGGGGAGACGAUAAACAACACAAUCGGAAUAGUUUCUCGGGCCAAAGGGAUAGGGUUGGUUUUGGCGGCGGCGAGCGGUGGAACAACACCAGGCAGUCGUCAUUUGGCAGUGGCAGUGGUGGCUUACAGAAAGGUCCGAAUACAGUUUGCCCUUACCAUAAGCACGGGCAUUGCAAGAAGGGAACUUAUUGCGAUAUGCUGCACACGUGAAACUCUCGAAUCUCGUAGCAGUGGGCAAAUAGCGACGCAGGAUAUUGUACAGAUUUUGCUAAUUAGGCAGUUUUUCGAGUUUCUUCAGCCUUUUGGUGGUUUAUUAUAAUUGUAGAACUUCGGCAGUUUAGCAGCACCGUUAAUUUACCUUUUUGGCAAUAAUACUCUACCAAAAACUACAGUUUCUUUCUCUC